AUGGAAUUGAUGGUUACAGGACAGAAGCCAAAACUUAUUUGUGUGCUUUGGGCCUACAUUUCAGUGACCGUGUUGGCAAUCUUUAAUGAACUGCAUGCAGAUGUGGAUCUUUAUGCUCUUCUGUUUGGAGAGAGUGUCCUGAAUGAUGCUGUUGCCAUUGUACUGUCCUCGUCCAUUGUUGCCUAUCAGCCAGCAGGACUAAAUACCCAUGCUUUUGACGCUGCUGCCUUUUUUAAGUCAGUUGGCAUUUUUCUAGGCAUAUUUAGUGGCUCUUUUACCAUGGGAGCUGUAACUGGUGUUGUGACUGCUCUAAUAUCCAAGUUCACUAAGCUGCACUGCUUCCCCCUGCUGGAGACAGCACUUUUCUUCCUGAUGUCCUGGAGCACGUUUCUUUUGGCUGAAGCCUGUGGAUUUACAGGUGUUGUAGCUGUCCUUUUCUGUGGGAUUACACAAGCUCAUUAUACAUAUAACAAUCUGUCAGUGGAAUCAAGAAGUCGAAGCAAGCAGCUUUUUGAGGUGUUACACUUUCUGGCAGAGAACUUCAUCUUCUCCUACAUGGGCCUGGCACUGUUCACCUUCCAGAAGCAUGUUUUCAGCCCCAUUUUCAUCAUUGGUGCUUUUGUUGCCAUCUUCCUGGGCAGAGCUGCACAUAUCUAUCCACUCUCCUUCUUCCUCAACUUGGGCAGAAGGCAUAAGAUUGGCUGGAAUUUUCAACACAUGAUGAUGUUUUCAGGCCUGAGGGGAGCGAUGGCAUUUGCACUUGCCAUCCGUGACACAACAUCCUAUGCCCGCCAGAUGAUGUUCACAACCACGCUGCUCAUCGUCUUCUUCACUGUCUGGGUCAUUGGUGGAGGCACGACACCCAUGUUGUCAUGGCUCAAUAUAAGAGUUGGUGUGGAGGAGCUCUCCGAAGAGGACCAGAAUGAGCACCGCUGGCAGUACUUCAGAGUUGGUGUUGACCCUGACCAAGACCCACCACCUAACAAUGACAGCUUUCAAGUCUUACAAGGGGAUGGCCUGGAUUCUGUUGGAGGAAGCAGGACAAAGCAGGAGAGUGCAUGGAUAUUCAGGCUGUGGUACAGCUUUGAUCACAAUUACUUGAAGCCCAUUCUCACCCACAGUGGUCCCCCAUUAACUACCACUCUCCCAGCCUGGUGUGGCUUGCUAGCUCGAUGUCUGACUAGUCCCCAGGUGUAUGAUAAUCAAGAGCCACUGAGAGAAGAUGACUCUGAUUUCAUCCUGACGGAGGGUGACCUCACCUUGACCUAUGGAGACAGCACUGUGACUGCAAAUGGCUCCUCGGGCUCCUACACAGCCUCCACAAGUCUUGAGGGUGGUCGGAGAGUGAAAAGCAGCUCUGAGGAAGUGCUUGAGCGAGAUCUGGGAAUGGGAGAUCAGAAGGUUUCCAGCAGGGGCACCCCCCUUGUGUUUCCACUGCAGGAAAAUGCAUGACUUCCCCCUAAGUCCUGAAGGAUCAGGGAGGCUCUCAUGAGAAUGAGGAUGGUCAAAUGCCCCAGUGUGUUUGAGGUGUGGCAUAAUUGAGUUAAACUAACGCUUCUGUUUCAUUGGGCCCUGAAACUAUCAUCACUUAAAACUUAACCCAAGACUCAGAUGGUAAAGCUAAAAUGUCUCUAAAUUAAGACAAUGCAAGCCUAUUCCCACUUUCCCACAUAGUAGUAUGCUGUUUCAGAGUUAAACAAAACAAUAGCAUGCUUUUAAUGGUUAUUCACUUCAUCUGCCUGCAGCAUCUGACCAUGGUAGGGCAGAUAAGUGGCUUCAACUCUGUACUGUAAUGCCAGUCUAGCUGGCUUAAGAAACAUCAAGUUGGGAAGGCAAGUUAGACAAAAGACAGUGAAGACAGGAAACUGAAAUCAGAAUCCCAAUGGUGCCAGAUGCUCGUGUCAACCAGACUCAGACAGUAGAGCCCCUGGCUCAGAAGACUUACACAACUGCAUCCUCCUGUCAGAGUUCUAGCUGUUCUAUCUGUGUUACUCUUAGACUGAAGAUUAGGAAGUGUGGCCAUAGGCUGGGCAUUAACUCAGUGCUAGAGUGCUUACCUGAAAUGCACAAGACCCUGGGUUCCAUCCCCAGCACUGCAAAAAGUGUGUGUGUGGGUUUCCAAGAGCACUUCAAUGUGGGGAAAAUAAGUCUAGUUCCUUCUCCAGAAAUCUCUAUGAAAGAGUUAUUGAAAUGUUUAAAACCAAAGGCAAAUCCUGUUCUGUUGUUCUUUUUUAAUUGAUCUGAGGACAGGAGGUAUUGAGAAACUGCUGAUGACACCAUUGCAAUACUCACUUGACUUUGGAGGCUACCAUGUAAGCCCAUUGACCAGAAGGUAAUUGGUAGGUUGAGGUGAAUCUGCAAUAGGGUUUACUAUAACGUGGACAUUGCUAUUAUUGAAGGAAGAGAAAGCAGGAAGAAAUGGAAGAAGCCACAAACUAUGGUUAGAAGAGAUUUCAAUGUAAAAAAAAUAACCUGCAAUGAAAAGAUAGAACUCUUUAUUUUUAUUUUACAUCUUUAGGACAAAAACUUCAAUAUGUAUAAUAACUACUUUUCCAUUGGUACUAUUUUCAACACCUAGAAAAUGAAAACCAUUCUGCUGCUUUUAUUUUGAUCUGAACUUUUGCUCCUAAAAAUACAUAUCCAAAGCCCUGUAAAUGGUUUAGCUUUUCUGCUCUUCCAGGGAAGACAGGGAAGUCCAUAAAAAACAAAUCAGGCCUUAUAAAACUAUAAGAUGACUGUCAUUCUGACCUCUGACACCUUCUUUUGUGAGAUUUGAUAACUCCAGGAAUCAGAAGUGACUUACCUCCUUGUGUGUGACAGUUGCUGUCUCCUGAGCAACCUUCUUGUGGUACAGGGCUUGCUGCCAUGUUCCACUUUUCUAAUUUCUGAACCCUUUCUUCCAGCCUGACUUGGUUUACUUUCUUAAGCAAUUAUGUUUGUUAUAUUUAGCUAUGUUCAGAUAUAUAGGAUUAUUUCUGGUUACAGUCUGAAGACCCAUCAAGUAAGCUGGAGAACUUCUGGACAUGCUUUGAGCCUUCCUUUGUGUGGCCAAUCAAGCUGCCCCAAGACAGUCCAAAUCAAUCAGAACUUCUUCAGAAGGCACUACAGAUCUCCAUAUCUCCUGAGUUCUAGUGGUCAAAAAGUGCUGCGUUAACCAACUGUCUCUUUCUUCAUGGGAUGCCUUUUCCUUCAGUCCCACAUGAAAACUGGAUUCUGUAAAGCUGCUUCAUCCGAAAAUUCUUUUUAUGGUGGUGAAGUAGUACUGGCACCACAUGUAGUGAGCAGCUGCUGGAAAUGCUGUUCUUUUGAGCAUUUCUUUACAUUGCUUAAUCUGUAAUUUCAGUUUCUUUUUAAGUCCACAGUCUUGUAAUGAGAUAACAUCUUCAUCAUUCAAAUCUUCUCAAUGUAUCAUGUGUGACUUGGUUAUCAGGUUUUCUGUGUGACGUCAAUAUUCUCCACUGCUUUCUUGUGUUGUUUUAAGCUGCUCCCUUGAGGCUUUACCAGAAAGGCCCCACAUGCUUGCUCAGGUCAACUCCCCAAUGUGAUGACCCCACUAAAGAAACAAUUCCUGUAUCAUCUGCCAUUUCUUUGUGUUUGUUUUUGGGGGAUGUAAUUCAGCAUUUUCCAUCAGAAUUUGUCCCUGAUAAUCAACUUAUAAUCAUUCAAGUCAAUAGUUUCCUCUUUGUUUCUGGCUUCUAUUUUGCUCAUUCUCUGGGAGCCUAUGUUUACAUCAACUCUCCUUGCAGAAUUUAUAAUGGCUGUGGUUGGUUUUCAUUCUUCCUGUUUGUAGUAAGUUGAUGAGGACAGGCCUUUCUGUAUUUAUGCUCUUGUUCCUUUUGCAUCAUGGCUAUACUGUAUAGCUUAGUCUGCAACAUCAGGUAGUAAAUUCUGUAUCUUCUCUUUCUCAUUUUUUGGUAGAUUCUUGUUCUUGAAUCAUAAGUCCCUCUCUCCUGAAGUCUAGACAUCUCUUUUGAAGGAUUCUAGUUGCUCCCUGAGUUGCUUAGCAGGUCUGCAGAGGGCCCAUAGCACUUCCCAGUUUCAGAUUCUGUGUUUUCCCAUCUUCCUAAGCUGCAAGGUUCCUCCUGUGAAGUACAAGUAGCUCACCCAGAGGGUUCAAAACAGAAUCUAUACUUAAUUCUCUCUUUGUCUUUUUAUUCUUGCAUUCUUCAUAUAAUGAAUGAAAACUAAAAGUAGUCAACUCUUGGUCAAGAUAUGGAACAUUUUAGUCAAUACUCUCUUCUGUGCAUUUAUGGUCAGAAAGGCAUUUUCCACUGGGAAUAAAUUUGAUUGAGACAUCAUUAUUUCUGAGGUAUAAUGAGAGAUAAUUCUGCUUUCUGCCAUCUGACCUGGAACUAUGGCAUUCAUUCAGUUUCCAGUUACCUGAGGAACCCAUUACAGCAAUGAAAGUCUUAGAACAGCUGCUGUCAUUCAAACAUCUCCAUCAAGGCCCCAGAGAUGCAGAGUCUGUGCCACCUUUUCCAGCAGCCCUAUAGGCAGGACAGGCACCAAAGGAAACAGGAAGGAACUGCUUGCUCCUGCACUGAAGACUUCCACUGUAUUUAGUGGGGCCAGCUAUGCUCCAUAGCAGUCUUAAGACUUAGUCAGAACUUGAGAUAUUAAACUGAUGCACGCAUGCAGUAUUAGUGGCUACAUGAGAAACAAGAAGCAAAGUAAUGGGGCAUAACCCAGCAGAAAAUUCUGUCUUCUAUAAUUUUAGGAAUUUCUCUUGAUACUGAGUGCCAUGCAAAGAAUGCUGUUUUCUUGGUGGAGAGGCUACUGCACCAGCUUAAUAUGGACAUGGUUUGAAAUACAGCAUUUCAGUUUAAAUUCUUUCUGGAUAAGGUAUCCUAAUUUACCCACUCUUAAAGUAGGUAAAGUACUAAGAGAAAUAUUAAGAGUUUUCCCCAUGUCUUACAGUGGUAGCAGUUUUGGUAACACAAUUUCUAAAAGAUACUUUUUUCAUAACAUGGCAUUUUUUUCUCCUUAUUGCAUACAAAAUAAUGCCCACAAGCACUAAGACAUCAAUAACCAUCUGAACAGCCUAGUCUUAGCAUAAUCAUGUGGUAUUGCUCUUAAAGGAUCUUAUCAUCUUUAUUAUUUUGAAACAUGGCCUUGAUCUUAGCUUACAAAAUGUGGAGACUCACUCUGACUUCCCAGGAGUUCUCAAAGAUGAAGCUACCUGUAGAAGUUGUGUCCAGGCUGCGUGAAGAAAAUUAGGGGUGCCACAAAGCUCAGAAACUGCCUGCUUCAAAGCCAGCUGUCUGGAAACCAGACUGGAAUUGCUGAGUAAUGGUCAUGUUUGUGUGAGAAACUAAUCGAAGUCAUCUUUCAAACCUGUUGGUUGAGUUGAGGGAGAUGACAGCUCUGAGGACUGGAAUCUUCUAGAUCAGCUAUUACUUUUGUCUGCAUAUUACUUUUGUCUGGUCUUGAAUUUAAAAUUUCCAAGGUUGAGGAUUUGGCUUAGCUAUAGAGCACUUCCUGCCAUGCCAAGGCCCUGGGUUCUAUUCCCAAGUACUGAAAUAAAAAUGCCAGUGAAAGGUGUGGUACCCUCAAAAUUUGGAUUCUGUAGCUUCUGGGUGGAGCCCGGCAUGCAGGGUUUGUUUUUGAAACUUCCAGUAUUUCUCCUGUGCAGAAGGGUUGAAUCUUUUGGAUAAAGCUCAUAAGGAACCCUUUAGAAGGUUAGGUCAUUCCUUUGAAUGACCCAAUGAGUUAAGUGUUAGUGGCCAAAAUAAAAACUGAUUAUGAAUGCUGACUAGGCCACCAUAUAACUUUCAUGCUCAUUUUGAAGAAUUCAAAGUUGUCUUCCAUAUGAAAAAGACUUGAAGGAGAGAGGAGGGUAACUUGAGGCUAUGCCUGGAUGAAUUUCAAACUUAGUCAUCUUUAUUCCCAGUUGUGGGUGGGGAAGGGAGCUUUUGUCUGAGCUGCUGAGUAGUCCAACACAAAGGAUUCUGGGAAGUUUUCCUUUCAACUCAAUGUGGAAUUAAAUUAAUAGUUCCUUUUUGUGGUCAAACUUUAUCUUAUUAGUUCACAUGCCUUAUAACAGGAUAAGGGUAAAUCCAUUUACUGUGAGCAGCAUAGGGAAGGUUGUGGUCACUGUUGACACAUGUCAGCAAUGGUACAACUCUGAUAUAAGAUGAAACCCACCCAUUCCUUUUCAUAAUGCUCCUGUGGGAACUACCUAAGAAGCCUAAGCUUUCCUGGAAGAGGUAUUCUAGCACUUUAAGAAGGUUGUGCUUCUUCCUAGCAAUGCCAUAGAAAGGCCAUACCCGCUCCAUUCAUCUAGGAUGUUUCCUAGAGUGAUAAUGAUGUCUUGGACCUAAACAAAUCAUGCUAUGUUAUCAAAUGUCUCAUCAAGCAAACAGCAAGGAGCACCCUGGGUUGGAUCCUUUAGACCUCCAAAUGCCUGUGGUUUCAUAGAAAAAAUAAGAUCUCUUUUGAGAGGGAAAAAAGUUAUCUGUAUGUGAACAGUUCCAUCUAGAGCACAGACCAGUUCCUUCCAAAACAAAUGUCUGAUUCACAUUGCUCCUCCACAGCCUCUCCCUUCCUUGUCUCCAGUGGAAGAGAAUGUAAUCAGGCCAGAUGCUCAGUGUGAACCAUUGGUUCCCCAGGGCAGAAACACCACUGAGAUAAGAGGACAAUUGAGCCAGUCAUCAGAGGUGCAGACCAUCCUCUUGUAACCUGCCUCUUCCCAGUAUGAAGUCUAAGAGAACUAAAAGUAACCCAGAACCAACAUCAUCAUCCACCUAAAAUGUCAGGGAGGGCUGCUGGGGUGGCAUUUUGCUGAGCUGAUGGUUAUAGUAGGACACUUGGGUGCUUGAGAGUCUUAUACCUGCCCUUUGAUACUGACUCUUAAGUUGGGGCAGACCCUCUCCUGUGUGUUGAGUUGAGCACUUCUGUUGUUUUUUUAACUGAGUCUCUGGUUUGCUGGCAGAAGCUGCAGUGUUUUGAGGCAGUAAGUUGAAUGAAUCUAGUGGCCAAGAGUUUACUUUAGAAACAACACAUCUGAAUACUGCUUUUACCUGUUUGAUACCUAAAAUGACUUUACCCCUUUCAAAACAUAGUUUGAACAAUCCAUAGAGAAAUUUCCUAGGAGUGAGUGUGCUGACGUCAAACCAAAAAAGCACUCCUUGACAAUUCUUUCAAAACAGGACCUAUAAACAAACUUUUUCCUGCGUUCAUAGACAUUUGUCAAAUUAGCAGGUAUAUCUUAUCACCAAGUGCUGGAAAAUUAUAAAGAGCAAAAUUAAAGUUUUUUAUGUCCAUUUUAUUUUCCUAAGCAGGAUAUGCUAUAAUUGUGGCCCAGUUGGAACAUGUGGGCAGCCAUGUUUAGGUCACUGAAGCCUUGGGGAACACUAAAAGAAGGGUCUCUCUGUUGUGCUGCUUUUUGAGAUGGCCUCAAGUGUGUAUGAGAACACACAACACAGGCCAUCAUUUUCUUCUCGCAUCACCAUUAACAGGUCAGAAAAGGCUCUCUAAAGGCCCCUGUCUGCCUUCAACUCUUGGCCAGUGGAAAAUUUGCCUUGCUGUAUAUGCUGAAGAAACAGACUAAAAACGAAGUGAAUAGCACGAAGCACUGCAGGUUUGCUGUUGAAAGCACUUUCCGAAAAUGACCAUCCUGGUGUUCAUGGAUAGGUACCUGCAGGAAUGUUUGGGGCUGCUUAGGUUAUGAUGGUUCUACUUGCAGGCUUUGGAGGAACAGACAAUACUUUUUAGUUUUAUGGGUAUUCAAUGUGUGGAUAUAUAAAUUAGUGCUGAAAGCACUUAUUUAAAGUAUAACUUCACGGUAGGGCCAUUUCUUCCUAGGUUUUCCUUUCUUUUUUAUCCUAAAGCCACCUGGUCCUUCUUUUGGGACAUUUUACUAUACCCACUAAGAUAAUGGAAUGCAAAGACCAUACAGAUUUGCUGGCUAACUGGAAAGCAAUUUUUGAAGCAGAAUAGGGGAAUUUUAACAUGCAUUGAUGGGACUUUCUGGUGAACUUUUUAUAGAGAGCCUACAUAGUAUAUUUGGAGAGAAUUUUAUAGAAAACAACAAAGCGUGUUUUAACUGUGAAAAUUAAAGACUUGGAAUUAUCUUCAACCUUUAUGUGCAAUAAGGAAAACAGCAGUAGGAACCCUAAAGUGCUCCCCCCUUGUCCCCUCACCUUUGACUUAAUGUUUGCCUUUGGGUAGCUGUUUAGAUUGCUAUUGUAAAGCUAGUCUCGUGGUUUCCUGUCCUUUACUAAUAUUUAACAUGUUUUUCUCAAAGCUUUCUUUCUUUCUUUCUUUUUUUUUUUUUACAAAAUUCAAAAUAAAAUGAUUAACUAGCUGA
Molecule: messenger RNA, 8308 nt
Organism: Phodopus roborovskii (desert hamster)
Lineage: Eukaryota; Metazoa; Chordata; Mammalia; Rodentia; Cricetidae
Gene: Slc9a7
Product: solute carrier family 9 member A7
Exons: 12
Coding region: 1-1452 (483 amino acids)
Biological process (GO): sodium ion transport; regulation of pH; proton transmembrane transport
Cellular component (GO): membrane; recycling endosome
Molecular function (GO): sodium:proton antiporter activity
Source: RefSeq, a predicted model, not a curated record